This is a messenger RNA of Gymnodraco acuticeps, 6697 nucleotides long. RefSeq lists its product as uncharacterized. The transcript has 34 exons. Gene Ontology annotation, cellular component: cytoplasm. Bases 196 to 5148 code for a protein of 1650 amino acids. Lineage: Eukaryota; Metazoa; Chordata; Actinopteri; Perciformes; Bathydraconidae. The record is from RefSeq and is a predicted model, not a curated record. Gene Ontology annotation, biological process: regulation of apoptotic process.
AAGAGAACCACGUCACUUCAGAGAAAAGGACACACACGUUUAACUUCGGCUUCAGGAAACUGAACGAGAGGUAGAAAUGUGGCGGGAUUUAAACUUUUCAUAAAGUUUAAAGAUACUGAAAGAUAUUGAGAAGCAGACUGAGGGAGAAAGAGAGAAACAUCCGCUCCUUAAUCCUCGGCAGCACCUGAUCUAAACAUGAUGGAGGAAGUGCUAUUUGUGGAUAAACAUCAUAUAGCACUAGUCCAGAGAGUAAAAAACAUUGAACCAAUUCUGGAUGGACUGCUCUCAUAUAAAGUUAUCAAAAGAGAACAUUAUGAGGAAAUCCUAUCCCUCCAUGGCCCUCGGGAGAAGAUGAGGGCUCUCCUAAGUGGGCCUUUGAGAGUCUGUGGACCUGGAGGAAAAGAGAUAUUCUACAAACUGCUGAGAGAACAUGAGUCACAUCUCCUCGAUGACCUUUGUGAUGACUCUGAGAAAUAUAAGAAGAAUAAGAAAGACAUGGAGGUAGAAAGCAUGAUGGCUCAGAAGAGACUUCUUGAAUCAUUGAAUGAUUUGAGUUCAGAUGAGCUUAACCAAUUCAAGUCACUCAUUGAAUUAGAGGAAAGUUUCCCACUGAUCCUAAGGGGUCGACUCAAAGCGGCAAACACAGAUGAAACAGUGGAUCUGAUGGUGAAGACGUUCAGCGGAAAGUGUGUGAAUAUGAUCAAAACGGUUUUAAAGAAGAUGAACAGGACUGAUCUGGUGCAGAGAUUGUCAGACAUCAGCUCAGGAACCAAAGAGGAACCGCUUCCUUCUCUGAUCCAGAGCGUGGAAACGAUGGCGUCUGUCAUAGAGCUGCUUCUGGAAACACUGAAAGAUUUGAGUGACCAGGAUUUAGAGAGUUUUAAGAGGGUCCUGAAUCAAAUUCUCUCUGACAGAGGCUACCCAGACAUCUCAUCAAGGUGGCACAUGAUGAGAGACAGGCAGAACAUGGUGUUUUAUUUGGUGCAAGAUCACAGCCAGCACAGACUGCUGGAGAUGACCACUGAGGCUUUUGAGAAGAUGAACAGGACUGAUCUGGUGCAGAGGCUGUCACAAAGCAGCUCAGGACCCAAAAAGGCACAGCGACCUGCAGUGAUCCAGAAAGUAGCAACAAUGGCAGCUGUUAAACAUCUGCUUUUGGAAACUCUGAAUGAUUUGAGAAACAAGGAUUUAGAGAAAUUCAAGCAGACCCUGGAUUUAAUUGUCUCCAAGAAGAAGCCGGGAUAUGUUUCAUGUAGAUCCUCACCAAGCAGAGCUCAAACAGUGAAACAGAUAAUACAGAUCUUCGGCCAACAGUGUGUAGAGAUAACCAUGGAGGUUUUGAAGAACAUUAACAGGAAUGAUCUGAGGCAGAGGUUGACAAAGCCCAGCUCAGAACUCAAAGAGAUGUACUCUGUGGAUGAACAUCGACCUGCACAGUCCGAGGGAGUACAAAUUGCAGCAGUAAAACCGAUCCUUUUGAAAACUCUUAAGGAUUUGAGUGACCAUGAGCUCGACAGAUUUCAGUGGUUGCUGCCCUUCACGUACUUCCAGAAGAGCAUAUACUUCUGUUAUGGAUAUCCCAAUUGGACAGAAAGUGCUCUCCAGCUAGUGGAUCAGAUGAUUGAGACCUGUGGUCCGCAGUCUGUGGAGGUGACCAGGGAGGUUUUAAUGGAUCUGGACAGAACUGAUCUAGUGGAGAGAUUAUCAGAGACUAUCUUAAGACUCAAAGAGAAAUGGCUUCCUUCACUGAUCCAGAGAGUGGAAACGAUGGCGUCUGUCAUAGAGCUGCUUCUGGAAACACUGAAAGGUUUGAGUGACCAGGAUUUAAAGAGUUUUAAGAGGGUCCUGAUUGAAAUUAUCUCUGGCAAAGGCUACCCAGACAUCUCACCAAGGUGGCACAGGAUGAUAGACAGGCAGGACAUGGUGUUUUAUUUGGUGCAAGAUCACAGCCAGCACAGACUGCUGGAGAUGACCACUGAGGCUUUUGAGAAGAUGAACAGGACUGAUCUGGUGCAGAGGCUGUCACAAAGCAGCUCAGGACCCAAAAAGGCACAGCGACCUGCAGUGAUCCAGAAAGUAGCAACAAUGGCAGCUGUUAAACAUCUGCUUUUGGAAACUCUGAAUGAUUUGAGAAACGAGGAUUUAGAGAAAUUCAAGCAGACCCUGGAUUUAAUUAUCUCCAAGAAGAAGCCAAGAUAUUUUCCAGUGAUUUGGGGUUCCUCACCAGGCAGAGCUCAAACAGUGGAAAAGAUAAUAGAGAUCUUCGGCCAACAGUGUGUAGAGAUAACCAUGGAGGUUUUGAAGGACAUUAACAGGACUGAUCUGAGGCAGAGGUUUACAAACUUAGAACUCAAAGAGAUGUACUCUGUGGAUGAACAUCGACCUGCACAGUCCGAGGGAGCACCAAUUGCAGCAAUGAAAGAGAUCCUUAAAACUCUUAAGGAUUUGAGUGGCGAUGAGCGCUACAGAUUUAAGUGGUAUCUGCCCUUCACGUACUUCCAGAAGAGCAUAUCCUCCUUUCAGGGAUAUCCCAAUUGGACAGAAAGUGCAUCCCAGCUAGUGGAUCAGAUGGUGGAGACCUGUGGUCCGCAGUCUGUGGAGGUGACCAGGGAGGUUUUAAUGGACCUGAACAGAACUGAUCUAGCAGAGAGAUUGUCAGAGACUAUCUUAAGACUCAAAGAGAAAUGGCUUCCUUCACUGAUCCAGAGAGUGGAAACGAUGGCGUCUGUCAUAGAGCUGCUUCUGGAAACACUGAAAGAUUUGAGUGACCAGGAUUUACAGAGUUUUAAGAUGGUCCUGAGUCAAAUUCUCCCUGACAAAGACUACCCAGACAUCUCAUCAAGGUGGCUAAUGAUGAGAGACAGGCAGGACAUGGUGUUUUAUUGGGUGCAAGAUCACAGCCAGCACAGACUGCUGGAGAUGACCACUGAGGCUUUUGAGAAGAUGAACAGGACUGAUCUGGUGCAGAGGCUGUCACAAAGCAGCUCAGGACCCAAAAAGAAACACUCAGAGGCACAGCGACCUGCAGGGAUCCAGAAAGUAGCAACAAUGGCAGCUGUUAAACAUCUGCUUUUGGAAACUCUGUAUGAUUUGAGAAACGAGGAUCUAGAGAAAUUCAAGCAGACCCUGGAUUUAAUUGUCUCCAAGAAGAAGCCGAGAUAUUUUUUUUUGAUUUUGAGUUCCUCAACAAGCAGAGCACAAAUAGUGGAAGAGAUCAUUCAGAUCUUCGGCCAACAGUGUGUAGAGAUAACCAUGGAGGUUUUGAAAGACAUUAACAGGACUGAUCUGAGGCAGAGGUUGAGAAAGCCCAGCUCAGAACUCAAAGAGAUGUACUCUGUGGAUGAACAUCGACCUGCACAGUCCGAGGGAGCACAAAUUGCAGCAGAGAAACCGAUCCUUUUGGAAACUCUUAAGGAUUUGAGUGUUCCUGAGCGCUACAGAUUUCAGUGGUUGCUGCCGUUCACGUACUUCCAGAAGAGCAUAUCCUACCUCUCUUAUGGAUAUCCCAAUUGGGCAGAACGUACACUCCAGCUGGUGGAUCAUAUGGUGGAGACCUGUGGUCCGCAGUCUGUGGAGGUGACCAGGGAGGUUUUAAUGGACAUGGACAGAACUGAUCUAGCGGAGAGAUUAUCAGAGACUAUCUUAAGACUCAAAGAUAAACAUCCGUCCGAUCCACCGAAGGAAGAAGUAACCGUGACAUCACUGGAGGAGAAGCUUCUGGAAACACUGGAAGAUUUAAGUCACGGAGAGCUCGAGAAAUUCAAGCGUGGCCUCCAAAGAAUCUCAAGUCAGAGAUUAGAGACGGCGGGGAGAGUUGAGAUUGUGGAUCUGAUGGUGGAGAUCUACGGCCAACAGUCUAUGGAGGUGACAAUGGAGAUUUUAGAGAAGAUGAAAGAAGAUUAUGGUCUGGAGCAAAAGUUGUCAAACAUCACUUUAGGAUCCAAAGGGGCUUCAAGAAGCUUAGAUCUUGAGGGUAUCGGAAAAAUGACGAAGGACUCCAGUGGCUGGACUAAACUUGAACCUGAGGUGAACAGUACAGAUGAAGAUGAGGCAUCAACUUACAGCCUAAAGUCUGAAGCGGGAAACUUUGAAUGCAGUGUCUCAGGCUUGCGCUGGGUCUGUCAGGACAAGGUCAGCUUUAAGUACCAGUUUUGCUCUUCGGAGGAACCCAUGAAGAGGAUGGAAAUGAUGAGAUACAUGCCUGCAGGUCCCCUGAUAGACAUCACAGUGAUUUCUGGGAAGUUAUUUGAAGUGUACCUGCCACACUGGAUCUGCAUAGAUGACAUCCCUGAAAUAUUGCAAAAGUUUGCAGUCCUGCACAUAGAUGACUGUGGAGAUGUUGUGGAAACAGUGUCUGAAGUCACAUCGUCCCAUGUCAAGCUGUGUGAACCAGUUUUCUCUCUAAGAGCCGUCCUGAUGAAAAUGGUUAAUUUGUGCAUUCCACCAAAGAUACGCUGUAACGUGUUGAUUUAUUCAAAAGCCUACGCAUCCUGCACCGUUCUUCAUGUUUACCUGACCCCGCUCGAUCCUGCUCUCAAAGAGACCAUCGACAAGAAAAAAAAAGACUUCAGAUUUAUCGAAAAGCCACGCCCAAACGAGGGCCUGACGCUGCACCAAGAUUUCAACCUCACAGCAGACAUAACAACAGACAAGAUUUUCCCAGAGAAAAUAACCCUCACCAAUGAUAGCCAAGAAAAGCAACACCCAAUAUUCUUUGACGUGGGCUUUGAGAAUCCAGACAGUAACUUCCACCUUACACUCUCUCAACUUAACAACGGGGAACCACAGUUACCACCAGUAUGGAGCUGUGUGAUUCGAAAAGUGGAACACUCUUCUGAUGAGAUGCCGGGGGUGGCAUCAAUCACAACGACAAAAGAGAGGCUUUUGAAAAUGCUGGAAGAUUUGGGACAGGAAGAGUUCAACAGAUUUAAGUGGUUCCUGCAGUACAGUGACGUCCUCGCAGGCCUCCCACGCAUCUCAUGCAGCCAACUGGAGAACAGUAACAGAUUAGACCUGGUGGAUCUGAUGUCGCAGACCUACAGCCAAAAGUCCUUGGAGGUGACCAAGAAGAUUUUCCAGAAAAUAAACAGGAAUGACCUGGUGCAGAAGUUGUCAGACAUCGGCUCAGAAUCCAAAGCUGAAGGAUAAUCAGCUUGAGGAUACUGCGGAGGAAGAAACUCAGUAGAUGAACACGGAUCCAGAGAGUGAGCAAGGAGACAUCUUUCUGGUUCUAAACAAGCUUUCAUUCAGUGAAUGCUGGAUGAAAAUGAUCAUCACCAUCGCCAUAUUUUGAUACACACAAAUGUAUAUUUUUUAUCACGAUUCAACUCUUCCAGAAUUGCAGAUGUAUUCACGUUUAUCUAUUCAGCAACAAAACGUAAAUGUUUUCUUCAGUAACAUAUCUUUAGGAUAUCAGUCAUACUGAAUUUUGCAAAGUUUUCAAAACAGAAGUGGAAAAUGAUUGUAAAUACUUUUCAGAGGUAAAGAAAUGUCCCUCACUUUCUCAAAGUUAAGCAAUAAGUCAUUGAUUAUUGUUGAGGAUUUUUCAUACAGUUUAUACCUUAGUGCAGUGGUUCCCAAACUUUUUCAGUCGGGACCUCCUUGGGUAUUGGAAAUAUUUUCGGGACCCCACAACCCGGUUCCCAUCUAUAUUGGUAGGAUUAAUUGUAUAUUGUUGUAAAAACAUUACAUUUUCUCUGCUAAUAAAAAGAAGAUACAAAGAUCGAACUACUAUAAUAAUAAUAAUAAUAAUAAUAUAUAAUAAAUAUAUUAAAUAUUAUUAAAUAUAAUAAAAUGCUUUUGUAUUUUAUUAUGGAUUACACAUGAACAAAAGUGCUUGUAAUAGAUACUGUGAAUUAAUUUGGCCUAAUUAAAACGGGUUGGCCUUCUUCCCUGAGUAGUAGAUUUUUAAAUUCAAAUUUCUUUAAGGAAAAUAUAUUAAUUAACUACUAUUUCUACUGCAGGUUGCAAACGAUCACAUCACUUUACCAUUCCUAUUCCACACUAGUUUAUAAAUUACUUGUGUGUGCUUGCUUUCCCUUGCAGAUCUUUUCAAACCGGGGCUGUUGUUUUGAGACUGCCCCUCUCAGUUCAUUCUCAAUGUUCAGCUUUGAUCUGUAUUUCGUUUUGAUGGCAGCAACAGCAGAAAAAGCCUAUCUCACACAAGUAGGAUGUUGCAAAAGACAGCAUUAUGCCCACAGCUCUCUCACCAAUGAGAUAUUUUCGAGCAUUGUUUGUUUACAAUUGAAUAAUAAUAAUAAUAACAAUACAUUUGAUUUAUAUAGGUGCACUUUAAAAACAACGUAAUCUCAAGGUGCUUCACAAAGCUAAAAGGAGAAAAUAAUAAAAUAAAAAAAUCUUCCCGCGACCCCCCUGCAGUACCUCCGCGACCCAUCAGGGGUCGCGCCCCACAGUUUGAAAACCACUGCCUUAAUGUAUAUUUUAUUCAGUUUUUUUCAAGAUUUAUACCUAAAAUACAAUGUAUGUAUUUUGUGUCAUUAUUUCAGUUUUUUGCAGUCAACGUUUUUCUUUAAUAAUGCUCUUAAUAAAGCACUCCAAACUGCCUUCUUUAAAGUUGCUAUACAAAUGUGUCCUUUUACCAUAUGGAUGUACUGAAUCCUUUGAAUGUACCAGUUUGUAACAACGAUGGCUGACUUUUUGUGGAUGGUCAAAUAAAAAAUUAUUUUUAAAAAUGUUU